Lytechinus pictus (painted urchin) is the source of this 3934-nucleotide messenger RNA. RefSeq names its product zinc finger CCCH domain-containing protein 13-like. The coding region runs from base 131 to 2716 and encodes 861 amino acids. The record is from RefSeq and is a predicted model, not a curated record. The transcript is spliced from 9 exons. Lineage: Eukaryota; Metazoa; Echinodermata; Echinoidea; Temnopleuroida; Toxopneustidae.
UUUUUACAUUCUUUUCUACCUGAGGCAGGCCCAGGGCCUAUAUAUUUAUCAAGAUGAUAUUACCAUUCAUAGUUGUUCUGAUUUUUUUUUCUUCUUCACUCUGUAGGUGAAGCCCAAGCAGGAACAGGAAAUGAAAUGCAAGGCUUAUUUGCCUCCUGCAGCAUGGCAGCCAGAGAUUUUUGUUCUGGAGGACCGGAGUAUGCCAGCCUACCAAGCCUACCCCGGGUCUCAACCGGACUAUUCCCCCCGUCUUGAUGCAACUCAGCCAAUCAACGGCAUGCCUACCCAUUUCCCCCAGGUCGCCAACCACGAUAGAAUGGCACCAGCGUCUGAUGGUAUGAUUAUUCCAUCAUCACAACACAUCACCCACUCUACAUUGGUACCAGGGGACUCUCCCACAAUGCAUCCCACUUCCUUCCCAGGUCAAAGGUUACCCACCCAUCAUACCAACCCCUCACAUCCCCAGCAAUCCCAUCCUAACCCGAACGUUAACCUGACUAAAGGUUCUUUAGAUUCUGCUCAACAGUCUAGUAGCAAUUAUCCUGUAGCUGUUCAUCCUGAUAGAAGGACUGACAAUCAUAACACAGCUGCUCACCAAUCCCCUAACAACUCCGCUACUUCAAACGCAGUUCAAUCUUUACCCCUUAGAGCUAAUCAAACGUAUGAUGUUCUUGUAGUCAAGUCCCAAACUGGGUCUCAUCCACACAAAACAACCAUCAAGAACUCUAAAUCAUCCCAUCCCAUCUCAUCUCACACAGCCGAUCCAACUAACGCCCAAUCAAUUUCCGAUGACGAUACUAACCAAGUUGCCGAUGUUGCAAGCCCCACUAACAAACGCACCACUAACAAUGCAUCUCAUGGGGAGGAUGUCGAUCAAGACUCCCCGCCUGCAACCACUGGUCUCCAACACCACACUAACAACCACCGGCACCGCCACCAUCACCACAACAACAGCAGCAACAUUCACCAGUCUGGCUCCCGUAGACUGUCUCGUAACAAUCCUAACAGUGUGUCGUUCCUUGCACCCCUGAGUGCCACGCCACCUGAUAUGCCAACCUCUGACACCCUAUCCCCAGGUCAAAGUCCCAUGGUGCAGCAGCAGCAGCAGGGGUACAAGGGUGACCCUCUGCAGAACAUGAUGGGAGCGCCUGGGAAAUCCGGUCGCCCUGAUGCAUACACCAACAACACUAACGAGGACUCUGGGAUAGCAGAGCCAACACCCGACGACGAUGAUCCAGACUAUCUAAGAAGGAAAUCUGACAUCGAUGAUCAAUACUACAACCAAAUCAACUCUGACCAACAAUCCAGAAGUAGAUGGGAACAAUCAGAUAGCUAUGAAGAGAAGGAGAUAGAGAAGGAAAGGCAGAGAAUAGCAGAGAUCCAGGAAAGAGAAGAAGAAAGGAAGGAGGAGGAGAGGCUGGAAAGAGAAAGAAGAGAAGUGGAUCGGCAGUUAGAGGAAGAAAGACGAGAAGAAGAAAGGAGAAGAGAGGAAGAAAGAAUAGAAGAACAAAGGCAAAGAGAGGAAGAGAGAAGAGAAGAUGAAAGAAAACAGGAGCACAGAAGACAGGAGGAGAUGAAGAAACAGAGGCUGCGGGAGAUGGAAAAACAAAGACAGAAGGAGAUGGAGGAGCAAAGAAAAGAAGAAGAGAGGAUGAGAGAAGAAAUGGAAAGGAGAAAAGAAGCUGAGAGACAGUUUGAAGAGGAAAGACGGGGGAGCAUCACAGAGAGGGAGAGAAUGGAAGCUCUCAAUGGUGCCACGGACAAAGGCGAGGAUGGUUACGAUGAUGCUGCCAUCGCCAUGGAAACCAACCAAUCCCUGGAUAGCCGAGGGCAUAUCCUGGACGAUGAACACAUUAGGAGACAAGCGGAACAUGAGUUACGAGACUACGAACCCCAGUCAACGUGGGAUGAGGAUGGAGCGGGUGGCGGGGAGGUGGGCCACCUCCCGCAUCCAGGUCGGGGGAGCAGACGAAGGGAGGAUACGGAGAUGGAGAUGGCCUCACAGCAAGCUGUACAGGACGGGAUCAAAAGGGUGCAUCUCACACCGGAGAUUCACCGGAAAGCAAAGGUUGGGAAGAUAAGGAAGAGCAGUAUAACAGACGAAGAAGAGGUUUAUGAAACAGAUCCAGAAAUGGCUAAUUUAUUGGAACAACUUCGAAUAGCACGGCAAGAGAGAUUAAAGAAAGAGAAAGAGCGAGAGAAUCUGAUUAAACGGGCCAAGGAACUUCAGUCUAAAACACACGAAAGGAGAAAUAGAUCUCGUGACUAUUGGAAGAAGAGAUAUUUUGACGAGAAGAGGAAGACAAAAGAUUUAGAGAGAGAUGUUAAUGAUGUGAGGAGCCAAGUUGAUAUGAUGCAUAAUAAACUACUCAGUCAUCUGCAAGGGAAGAAAAAGGGGGCUACAUCAGUCAAAGGUCCUCCAUCAAAAAAGAAUGACCAUAAGAUCAAUAUCUUGAAGAUGCAGCAUGAGUUGGAUGAAAUCCGAAGAAAGGUUGACAACUCUAGGAUGAAUCUCACAAGAGAAGUGAAGAUCCGCAAUCAAGCUGAGGAGGAGGUCAGAGGACUAAAGAGCGAGGUCACGCAACGAAAGAUCAACAUGACCUUGAUCAGGAACCAGAAACUAGCGGCCCUUAAGACAGCCGACAACAAACUACUCGCCAAGACACCUAUACCAGCCCUAGGACAAGGACCAUUGUCCUUCUCUGCCAAGCGAUGAGGGACUGAUGAAUCCAACUAGAAAGAUUUACAAAGAUACAUCUCGAAGACUGUCUAGGACACCUAAAGUAGGUAGUAUAGGCAUGGUUGGUGUCAAGGCUGGGAAUUUCGAGUCAUGAGGCCGCUGGAGCAAACCUCCCAUAGACUCGGUACACAUGAUUCGGCCCGAGAUCAAGGCCAAGGCCGGCAAAACGUGACCCUGAGGCCAGCCUUGAUUCCAUCCUUGGUAUUAGGCACAUGUAGGUAGAUCAUAUCCAUGUUCGGAAGCUGAUGGUGUAGUCGUUCUCAUUCUGUUCUUCCAAGUCAGUGGAUCCCCGGUUCAAAUCCCUGUCCAUUUGUUUGGUCCCUUUCUGGGAGAAAUUCAUCAACACUGCUGCACUCAACCCAGGCAUAACUAUUUGGUACCUUAUUUCUUGAAUGUAUGAAGUGCUGAAGCAAUGUCCUUUGUAUUUCAUUAUUCAUGGGAUGAUAUGAUCCAAGAACACAAGGGGACUCCAUUGGUCUAAGACACUGGCCUGAGUAAUCCAGAGGUAGUGGGUUCAAAUUGUUCCUGGCCCAGCUAUGAAUUUUCUUCACAGAAGCCAUUUGUAACACAGCGUUUCAAACUUUUUUUCAAAAUGGUAGUUUGACUAUAGGUUGUCAAAUAUGACAUAUACUAGUAUUCCUUAUAUAUAUAUUACUAUGCUUGGGGUCCAUGCUUUUAGAGAAAAUUUGAAUAUCUUUAUCUUUCUUUACAUUUAGCUACUCACAGUUAGACUCCUGAUUAAACCAGUCUAACUUUGUAUGUUAUUGUUAAUAUUGACUUGUGAGAAGAUUUGCUCCACGUUUGGCUACCCAUAGUUGCACCACUGAUUUAAAAGAUGGCCAAACAUUACUUUACCUUUGUCUAUUUUUUCACACUUGGCUAUCCAUAGUUCGACCAAUGACCAUUCAUAAUAAUAAUAAUAAUAAUAAUUUAAGAUUUGUAUAGCACACAUAUCUGUCAAUGACACUCAAGGCGCACAAUCAACUACUUAUACAAUACAGAAAAUGAAAUUAAUAAAUACACAGAAAUUGAACAAAUUGACAAAAAAAAUACACAAUCAGUUAAAGACCAUUGUUUAAACAUGAUGUAAAUCAGUGGUCCCAACUAUGGGAAGUCAUGUGUGAAAUAAACCCAAAUGGUUCAUGAGUGUAAAAACACUUCUACAGCAUGCUUGGCUAUCCAUAGUUAGACCAG